Owenia fusiformis is the source of this 711-nucleotide messenger RNA. The record is from the annotation of a GenBank genome assembly. Lineage: Eukaryota; Metazoa; Annelida; Polychaeta; Sabellida; Oweniidae.
GAAAAUUCGAACAAACGAAGGUGGUAAGCAAGAGAAGUGUCUGUCAACUCUAAAGCUGUGUGGCUUUCCCUCCUCUAUGAUUGCCUGGAGUUUUCAAAUCCGUGGAAAAAGUGAUAUCUGUGGAAUAUUCUCCGUAUUCUAUAUAUAUCACUUUUCAUCGCAUUUACAAAAUAUCAUAAAUAUAUUUACAUGUCACAAGUUAUCAUACAGAUUUGAACUCAACUCCCGGACUCAACUAUGGGAUGAUGAAAGAUUCUCAACAGGCAUACACAUACAAAUAUAUUGCAGAAUUUUGGAUGACGACAUGAAGAUACACAUACAUGUAUAGUGUAUAGGACUUUGCAUGAUGACUUCAGGCAUACAUGUACGUAUAUUGUAGGAUUUUGCAUGGUGACUUCAGGCAUACAAGUAUACAUUUGCAGGACUUUCCAUGAUGGCCUCAGGCAUACAUGUAUAAUAUUGCAGGACUUUGCAUGAUGGCCUCAGGCAUACAAAUAUAUUGCAGGACUUUGCAUGAUGGCCUCAGGCAUACAAAUAUAUUGCAGGACUUUGCAUUAUGACAUGAAGAUACACAUACAGUAGAACCUGUAUAUCUGAACACAUGGCUAAUCCGAACACCUCCCAAUCUGAACACUUUUUUCGGUUCCAUUUUUUCCUCCCAAUGACUUCCAUGUUAAAAAAACUUGGAAUGUGAACACCUCUCAAUUUGAA